UUGAAAUUCUUCAGUUGGUUGGCACUUUUUAUAUCUUAUGGUUACGGUCAGAAUUUAGUCUUGUUUCCGCGUCUAUAUUAUAUCUAAUUUUUUUAAUACAAAGAACACAUAAUUUAUCUACAAGUGAAACUGAUUUAAAUAAAAAAUUUUUAUAUAAAACUACCACUAUACAAAUAGUAAUGGAUUCCAAAAAUUCUACGGUGUGCUCUAAGAAAAAAUCAAAAAAGCUAAUUACGUUGGCUCAAGCUGAGGAACAACACUUAUUAUCCGUUUCCACGACAACAACUACAACUACCAGGAAACAAAAUAUUAAAUCGGAAGGUAAACUAAUUAUGUCCAAACAUAAAUCAGAAGAUCCAGACCUCAAUAGACAUGCUGUCACAUCCUCAACAUUGGUCAAUAAAGAAUUUGUGAAGUCUGAAUCAUCCAAUGACACUGAUAUAAGGCAGGAAGUGGAAAAAAGGAAUGAACUCACAAAUGAUGGCGAUGAAAACAGUUUGGAAAAGAUAGGCGUUUCUAAGAAGAAAACUAAAACCAAAAAAAAUAAGAAAGGUGAAACAGACAAACAAAAUAUUUCAGUGAAAGCGAGUUUUAGUAAAUUUGAUGCUUUACAAAAACGGAAUCUAAUCCAUGUACGUUCUAUUGAUGCUAGUACUGCACAAGAAAAAUUCAGUAAUCCACAAGGUGAAGUGAAAAAAAAUUGUUUUCUAUGUGACAAGGCAGUUUUUAAAAUGGAAGAAGUGAAAGCUGAAAAGAAUAUUUACCAUAAGAACUGUUUCCGCUGUAAUAAAUGCAACAAGCAAUUAAAAGUAGAUACAUAUCAGAGCCAUGAAGGUGUUCUAUAUUGUACAGUACAUUUUAAGCUAUUGUUUGCCCCAAAAUUUGUUGAAGAUGACGAAUCAGUACAACCACCUAAGCCAGAAUUAAUAAUACGUGAAAAUCAACCAGCAGAAUUACCACCGGAUGUUGUUAGAGCAUCCGACAAGCCCGAUUUGGGACUUGAAGAAUUACAGCAACUUAAUGUGCGUUCCAGAUUUCAAGUAUUCGAACAAAACAAUGACGAUCAGCAGGAUGCACACAAAACUAAUAACAAUGUUGUUACACGCAGUGCGUCUAUAUUAUCGAAAGUUGCCAAACUACAGCAACUAGGUUUGAGUGCUAAUAGCCAGCAAGACGCAAGUGCGUCAUCAGAUAACGAUGAUUAUGAUAUUGAUUAUGACUCUACAUCCGACAGUCCUAAUGCCGAUUUGGUACGACAAAAAAAGCGCGAGCAUAAACGAGAACGUCCAGUCGGUAUAGGCGAAGCUAUGAACGACAUACGUACUCUUUUUGAAAAAGGACACGGAAUUAGGAAGGAAGAACGGCGUGAAGAACGUAAACAAGAAAUUCAAAAUAUCAGAUCGCGCUUAUUCAUGGGAAAACAAGCACGUAUUAGGGAAAUGUACCAACAGGCCGUAGCCGAUUCAGAACAAGCUAUUACUGCAUGUGACAAAAAAUGCGAUAUUGACAUUGAAGUGGAUUCAAAGACCUUAAGAGAACGUUUCGAAAAAGGUGAAGUCUUUAUGGAAAAUCAAUCCAACAAUGAGAAUGGCGAUGAAAGUUCCCGAAAGGGUACUAUAGCCAAAGAAGCUGAUGUAUUUGAUUCAGCUAUUAGCAAAAAGUCACGGAGUAUUUUUAUGGAAUUGGAUGCUAAUGCUAAUCAUAACAUUUUACCGGCCCAAUCUACCGGCAGAGUCUUGCAAAAUCAAAAGUCUAUUGUCAGUAUUGGUUGUCAGUUAAGAUGUGGUGAACUGGAUAAUGAUGUAGUAAAAAGUGGCGAAGCAUUGGAAGAUGUAAAAAUUGAAACAUCCGAAAUAAGCGAAAAAUUUAAAUUUUUUGAAAAAUAUCUUCCAUCUGAAAAAGAGAAGAGAGUUUUUCGAAUAACACCUCCACGAGAAGGGGUAGUAAAAAUGCCAUCUCCUGAAGAUAAUCCGAAUGAAGAUGUGAACUCAAAGGAACUAUCACCAGACAGAAAUAUUAUUGCACAUUCUCGUACAACUUCAAUGAUGUUAAAUAAAUUUCGCGAAUUGGAAAACAAUCAAAAUAGAUGUGCAGAUAACAGCCCAAAACCAUUAAAAUGUUUUACUCCUCCACCAGAUGGCAAUCAUCGACUAUAUGUUGAUCAAAAUAGUGAUGAAUAUGACUCAAACGAAGAUGAUGAUGACGACGAAGAAGAUGAAAGUGAUGAUUUAGAUGAUGAUGAAGAUGAUGACCAUAACUACAAUAAGGAUGAUGUAGCAGUUAAAGAGGCUCAAAAUGUUGCCAGGGCUAAACAAUUACGGAAUAAAUUUGAAAAGUGGCAGGCCAAUGAAAUAAAACGUGAGAAAAAUGAAGAUGUUAAUCAAAACGUAUACGCUAAUAAUGUGUCAGAUGAAAACAGCAUCGAAAGUACUCAAUCAAUUAGAGAACGAUUUGAAAAAAUGCGGAAUGUCGAAAAAUCCCCACAGUCGUCGCGACCACGUUAUCAAGUGAAUCGAUUUGUUUAAUGAAUAAUGUUGCUGACGAGUAUAAAAGUAAUGAAUAUAAUGUUUAUUCAUGGCGAAAAAAUAUAUUUAUUACUUUCUAAUGAUACUGCAAAUGGAUGCUUGUUAUACCCUACUCCUAUCACUGCACAGUGGAUUGAUCGAUACACAAAGGAAAGGAUCCACGAUUCAAUUAACAUUUUGUAUAAUCUAAGAAUCAAUAAAUAUUAUUUAAUAAUAAAUAGUUUAAUGAUUUCUUUAUCAUA
This is a messenger RNA of Calliphora vicina (urban bluebottle blowfly), 2767 nucleotides long. RefSeq names its product F-actin-monooxygenase MICAL3. Gene Ontology annotation, molecular function: actin filament binding. Gene Ontology annotation, cellular component: plasma membrane; actin cytoskeleton. The record is from RefSeq and is a predicted model, not a curated record. The coding region runs from base 180 to 2525 and encodes 781 amino acids. NCBI's taxonomy places the organism in Eukaryota, Metazoa, Arthropoda, Insecta, Diptera, Calliphoridae. The transcript is spliced from 13 exons. Gene Ontology annotation, biological process: actin filament bundle assembly.